Messenger RNA from Blumeria graminis f. sp. triticale, 1431 nucleotides. NCBI's taxonomy places the organism in Eukaryota, Fungi, Ascomycota, Leotiomycetes, Helotiales, Erysiphaceae. The record is from the annotation of a GenBank genome assembly.
AUGUUUCGUCAAGGAGCGCGAGCCGAUAGCUGGAGAUAUCGCUAUCGUAUCGCGCAUCUAUCAGUCACUUUUCCCACGCCGCCGUCAUUUUGGUUCGAUCGUCAAGUGGCCAGGCCUCCUCAAUACUUCAAGAAGCGUAUUUGCGACACCAUGGCGCUCGAUCAGUCCAACAAUGAAGCGUUGAAGAAUCACCAUCAGAAUGACCAACUCAGAUUUUUUGAAGAUUUUGGGGUCUGGAGGGAAGCGCCCGUACUAAUUGGAACAACCAAAUUCGAGCCAUUGCCAGAUGUGAAGAACAUUAUGAUAACUGGAGGAGCCGGAUUCAUUGCCUGCUGGCUGGUUCGCCAUCUAACAUUGACCUACCCUCAUGCCUACAAUAUUGUCUCCUUUGAUAAGUUAGAUUACUGCUCUUCUCUCAACAAUACAAGAGCUCUCAAUGACAAGCGAAACUUUACUUUUUACCAUGGUGACAUUACGAACCCAUCCGAAGUCGUCGAUUGCCUUGAGCGAUUUCAGAUUGAUACCAUCUUCCACUUUGCAGCUCAAUCUCAUGUCGAUCUGAGCUUCGGGAACUCAUACGCCUUCACACACACUAAUGUUUACGGAACCCAUGUUCUUCUAGAAAGUGCCAAGAAGAUGGGAAUCAAAAAAUUUAUUCAUAUCUCCACCGAUGAAGUAUAUGGUGAGGUGAAGGAUGACGCUGAAGAUUUGCUGGAAUCUAGUAUCCUUGCCCCUACGAAUCCCUAUGCUGCCAGCAAAGCAGCUGCAGAGAUGCUCGUCCAUUCUUACCAAAAAAGUUUCAAGUUACCCGUGAUCAUCGUUCGGAGUAACAAUGUUUAUGGGCCUCAUCAAUACCCAGAGAAAAUAAUUCCGAAAUUCAGUCUUUUGUUACACCGAAAACAGCCGGUAGUUCUUCACGGCGAUGGAACGCCUACUAGAAGAUAUCUGUACGCUGGGGAUGCCGCAGAUGCUUUUGAUACUAUCCUACACAAGGGUGCUAUGGAUCAAAUCUACAACGUUGGCUCACAUGACGAAAUAUCAAAUCUAGAUUUAAGCUCUAAACUACUCACCUACUUAGAUAUCCCGUACGCGACUAGUAGAGAACUACAAAAAUGGGUCAAACACACACAAGAUCGUCCCUUUAAUGAUCAUCGAUACGCCGUUGAUGGUACAAAGUUAAGACAGCUUGGUUGGGAACAAAAGACAAGCUUCUCGGAGGGCCUAUCGAUAACGGUAGAUUGGUACAAACGAUUUGGGGAGAAAUGGUGGGGCGACAUUUCAAAAGUUCUCACACCAUUCCCCAUUGUCGCAGGCACCGAAAUUAUUGCUAGCGGAGAGACACUCGAGGAUCAACCCGAAGAUAUGAACGACAAUGUUGAAUCUCAGGACUAUCCAGGCUCAAAGAAGCGGAAAGUUGUUGCAGCAUCGUAA